Saccoglossus kowalevskii is the source of this 507-nucleotide messenger RNA. RefSeq lists its product as uncharacterized. Lineage: Eukaryota; Metazoa; Hemichordata; Enteropneusta; Harrimaniidae. The record is from RefSeq and is a predicted model, not a curated record.
AUGUGGAAAAUCUGCAAACAACUAGGUCAUACAGAGAGAAUCUGUGAAAAUCGCAAGUGCUUUAAAUGUGGAGAAAAUGGUCACAUCGCACGUCAUUGUUAUAAUUCUGUUAGAGACUUCACGGAAAAGAAAGCAGUCGUUGGGGAAUUCGAAUCCAACGAGGAGAAUAAUGGAACACCAAUGAAGACAAGUUUAAAGAGAACGAAUGACACCGGCGAUGAGAAUGCUAGAAAACCUGAUAACGAAUAUGACAGCGACGGAAUGGACGAAACGGAAGAUCUCGGGUUUGAAAAUGCGGAAGAGGCUGCUGAUUGCAGCCGUCCGGACUUGGCAUCUCACAAUCUCCACCUUUCAGACAAUGAAACAACUGUCAAAGACGACCAAAGAAAGAGAGUAACCAAAAAACAGUCUAACAAAUCAAAGUUGUCUACAACCGUCAAACGGCAGCACGAUUCAUCUACUGAAAACGAGGCAGGUACUCCACAGAGUCAUCGAAGGAAAAAAUAG